Ostrinia furnacalis (Asian corn borer) is the source of this 683-nucleotide messenger RNA. RefSeq lists its product as uncharacterized. The transcript has 3 exons. The coding region runs from base 104 to 589 and encodes 161 amino acids. The record is from RefSeq and is a predicted model, not a curated record. NCBI's taxonomy places the organism in Eukaryota, Metazoa, Arthropoda, Insecta, Lepidoptera, Crambidae.
AUUUUUUUAGGAAACUAGCAUAUUGGAUGGAAAAGAUCCAUACAGCUAAACUCCAGUUGCAAUUGCAGUGUUAAUUGAAAAAUUGCUUAAAACAGCUUUCGUCAUGAGCUAUCUGAGUUUCUUUGCAGUUGUUGUCAUAUUUUGGCUUUGUUUGAGCUCCUUUGUUACAUUUGGUGAAGAAUCAUCUGAAGAAGAGGCAAGUCCGAGAGAGGAAUAUAUGCACAUAUUCCAAAACAUACCAGUACUCUUCGAAUAUUUCUUAUUUGCACUUCAGGACAAGCCAGAAAUUUUAGAAACAGACAAUCCCAUGGCGUUUAACGAUAUUAAUAAUAAUAAUAAUGCCAAAGAAUUGGAUAAAAGAGAUGUUAGCGAUGAAAAACAAGCUGCAAGCAAAGAUGGAUCCAAUGCGAGAAUUGCUGAUGAUAUAUUCGAUGAAGUAGAAGGCCUGGAUGACCCAGAUGGGGCUGAUGAUGAAACUAGUUCUCAAGCAGCAGACAAUCCUAACAGUGAAGUAAAAUAUACACCAGAAGAAGUAGCGGAAAAAUGCUUGAUGGUUGAACAGAUGCUAGAAGAAUAUAAUAAAAAUUAAAUGCUUAUUAAAUACACAUUUAUUUGCAUUCGGGUACAUUAGAACGAUAGCAAGUUAAAACAGGUUUAUCGUUUAAAUUUUAUUGAAUUCAAUU